AUGGGGGAAGUUCACUCUGGCAGGGGCAGUCGCUAUAAGGUCACAGUCGUGGCCCCAUCGGUACUGUGCCAAGCUGCUAUUGAUAUGGGUGGUAUACUUGUGGGGUGGAGUAGGGUCCGGGUGUUCCCGGAAAGGCCUAGACCACUAAGGUGCUACAGGUGUCUGGCGAGAGGCCACGUGGCUGCUUCUUGGAGAGACAUCAUACUAGGGGGAGUUGCUGACCGUCAAGGCAAAUCGGGAUGUGCAAAAAACGUUCCAGGAAGUGCGGGCGAAGAAACAAUAGUACAAGGUGUUGUAAAUAGUGCGGGUGUGAGUGUGGAUAAUGACAUGGAGGUUGAGCAGGCCAAUUUAAAUCAUGCGCGUCGCGCCCAGGACUUAUUGGGCCAGCGGAUGAGAAAGAUUGGUGCGGACAUUGCGAUAGUUUCGGAGCCGUGGUGGGUCCCUCCGAGGGAUGAGAAAUGGCUCUCAUCAUUGGGGGUGUCGCCUCUCUUUGCAAUUGUCGCGGGCAAAGGCGAAAGAACCUGUAGCUUGGUGCGUCGGGGUUUGUUUUUUGUAGCUGUUAAAUGGGGGAACUCGCUGGUAGUUUCAGUCUACUUCCUCCCCAGCGAGAAUUUAAAUAGUUUUAGUAGACUUCUUGAUGAGCUCGAAGAGCUCUUAGGUACAUUUCCUGCUAUUCCAGCAUUAGUUGCCGGGGACUUUAAUGCCCKGUUCCCAAGAUGGGAUCCGGAAGGCAGAAGUAACCCAAGGGGCCAGUUACUCUGUAUGUGGGCCAAUAGGUUAAACCUAGGCCUGGCUAAUCAGGCUGGUCACCCCACGUGCGUUCGACCGCUAGAUUCGAGCGUUGUAGACCUUACGUGGGGGUCUAUAGCGGCUAGUGUCCGCUCAACGGAUUGGAAGAUGGAUAAGGCUGAGUCCCUUUCGGACCACUUAUAUGUUAUAUUUAAGUAUAUGCACGAGGCUGCAGGAUUCCGAAGCCUUCGCUCUAGGAAUGAAAUAUUCCCUAAAUGGGACGCGAGGGCUGUGRRAGAGKACAGGYUUGCGGCAGCCCUURUCUCCRGUGAGUGGAUACGRGACGAUAGUGACAAUGUGCGGGACUUGGUGAAGUGGGUAAACAAUACUCUCCUCACUUCGUGCGAUAUGUCCAUGUCAAGGGUGAGGAUAACGGCGGACAGGGGUCGUGUGGUGCCAUUGUGGUCGCGGGAAAUUGCACUACUACAAGGGGCAGCUACAACGGCAAGAUGA
This is a messenger RNA of Polistes canadensis, 1242 nucleotides long. RefSeq lists its product as uncharacterized. Bases 1 to 1242 code for a protein of 413 amino acids. NCBI's taxonomy places the organism in Eukaryota, Metazoa, Arthropoda, Insecta, Hymenoptera, Vespidae. The record is from RefSeq and is a predicted model, not a curated record. The transcript has 3 exons. Gene Ontology annotation, molecular function: catalytic activity.